Messenger RNA from Oncorhynchus kisutch (coho salmon), 1985 nucleotides. Its product is annotated as gastrula zinc finger protein XlCGF26.1-like. The record is from RefSeq and is a predicted model, not a curated record. The transcript has 2 exons. Gene Ontology annotation, molecular function: DNA-binding transcription factor activity, RNA polymerase II-specific; RNA polymerase II cis-regulatory region sequence-specific DNA binding. Gene Ontology annotation, biological process: regulation of transcription by RNA polymerase II. The coding region runs from base 85 to 1932 and encodes 615 amino acids. NCBI's taxonomy places the organism in Eukaryota, Metazoa, Chordata, Actinopteri, Salmoniformes, Salmonidae.
AAAACAGAAAAAUAAAAUACGGAAAUAAAACUAGGAGUGUGUUUGUCACCAUCGUUCUUUCUUCAACUCUCAGUCGACUGAAACAUGUCUAAACUACAGUCGUUUCGUGUGUUUUUAAAUGAGCGUUUAACCGCGGCAGCUGUGGAGAUUUUCGGUGCAGUUGAAGAAACGGUAGCGGAGUACCAGGAGGAGAAUGAUCGGCUACGGAGACUGCUGCGGAUCACACCGGAGAUAAAACUAUGUAGAAUAGAAUCUCUGCAACUCUCUGUCUUUGAGGUUCUCCCUGAGCAGCAGCACUGUGAGCAGGAGUGGAGCCCCAGUCUGGGGCAGGAGAACCCAGAACUUCCACAGAUUAAAGAGGAACAGGAGGAACUCAGGACCAGUCAGGAGGAAGAGCAGCUUCAAGGGCUAGAGGCUGAUAUCAUAGAGUUCAAAUUCACUCCUUCCUGUGUGAAAAGUGAAUGUGAUCAGGAGGACCCACUUCAGUCCUUGACUCUUCCCCAAACCCAAAAUGUGGAGAACAGAGAGCGUGACCCUAAACAAGUGGAACUCACACCUUUUGUUACUGUGACCCACCUUAAGGGUCUCUACAUUCCAUGUGACCCUCAAGAUAAUCAAAACAAUCUACCCAGCCAAAGCUCAACCUUAAGCAGCGACCCAGCAGCACUUGACAGCAGCACGCCAUUGGAUCCCAGCCCGCUAUUGGAUCCCAGCCCGCCAUUGGAUCCCAGCCCACCAUUGGAUCCCAGCCCACCAUUGGAUCCCAGCCCACCAUUGGAUCCCAGCCCACCAUUGGAUCCCAGCCCACCAUUGGAUCCCAGCCCUCCAUUGGAUCCCAGCCCUCCAUUGGAUCCCAGCCCGCCAUUGGAUCCCAGCCCGCCAUUGGAUCCCAGCCCACCAUUGGAUCCCAGCCCUCCAUUGGAUCCAAACCUAUCAAUGGGGGAACACUAUUCCAAACCCAGCCCCACGUCUAAAAAACCUCACCACUGCCGUGGCUGUGGUGAAAUGUUUGCUCUGAAAGCUGACCUGAAGAGUCAUGCGACUCUCUUCAAGGAGAGACUCAUCGAAUGCAGCUUCUGCAGAAAACGCUACAAUUCCACCUGUAAAGUGACGGCCCAUGUCCGACUCUGUCACGGUAGGAAACCCUGCACCAGCCCUGUUUGUUGCAAGACUUUCAAACUUAAAGGAGAUCUGUCCAAGCACAUGAGGAUUCACACAGGGGAGAAAUCAAUUAGCUGUGGAGACUGCGGGAAAAGCUUCAAUCAGAAGGGGUCCCUAAAUAAGCAUACACUUACUCACACAGGAGAUAAACCGUUUAGCUGUGCUGACUGUGGGAAAAGAUUCAAUCAGAAGGGGUCCCUAAAUAAGCAUACACUUACUCACACAGGAGAUAAACCUUUUAGCUGUGCUGACUGUGGGAAAAGAUUCAAUCAGAAGGGGUCCCUAAAGAAUCAUAUACUUACUCACACAGGAGAGAAACCAUUUAGCUGUGCUGACUGUGGAAAAAGCUUCAAUCAGAAGGGGUCCCUAAAGAAGCAUAUACUUACUCACACAGGAGAGAAACCAUUUAGCUGUGCUGACUGUGGAAAAAGCUUCAAUCAGAAGGGGUCCCUAAAGAAGCAUAUACUUACUCACACAGGAGAGAAACCAUUUAGCUGUGCUGACUGUGGAAAAAGCUUCAAUCAGAAAUGGAAACUAUCUUUACAUAUCCAGACUCACACAGCAGAGAAACCAUUUAGCUGUGCUGACUGUGGGAAAAGCUUCAAUCAGAAGGGGAACCUUAGGAGCCAUAAACUGACUCACACAGGAGAGAAACCAUUUAGCUGUGCUGAUUGUGGGAAAAGCUUCAAUCAAAAGUCUAACUUACAGACGCAUGUUAAAAACAUCCACAAAGGAGGAAAACAGGAUAAGCUGAAAGAAAUAACAUUAUGACAAAGAUCUAUUUAGUCACAAGAUGAGAAUAAAAAGUCAGGAUGUGGACAAUA